AUGGGCCCUCAGAAUAAGUCGUUUGUGAGCAUGUUCAUCCUGCAGAGAUUCACAGAUGACCCCUGGCUCCAGGCAGCCCUCUUUGGCUUCUUCUUUACUCUGCUUGUGGUGGCCCUGAUGGGCAAUGGCCUGAUCAUCAUGGCCAUCCACUGUAGCCCCAACCUCCACACACCAAUGUAUUUCUUCCUUCUCAACCUGGCCCUGAUGGACGUGGUCUGCACCUCAACGGUCCUGCCCAAGGUCCUACAGAGCCUGGUGGCUGAGAACACCAUCUCCUUCGGUGGCUGCCUCACCCAGAUGUUCGUCUUCUCCUGCGUCCUGGGCUCUGAACUUUUGCUCUUCUCUGCCAUGGCCUAUGACCGCUACCUGGCCAUCUGCCGGCCACUGCAUUAUGGCACCUUGAUGAGCAGUAGGGUCUGUGUGGCUCUAGCAGCCUUUGUGUGGUGCACGGGGGCUCUCAACUCCUUGGCCUCUGUCCACACUGGUCUGAUGACACAGUUGUCAUUCUGUAGUCCCAGGGAUAGCACCUACUUCUGUGAGAUUCCCCAUCUCCUGAAGCUGUCUUGCAGGCCCACAUGAAUGAACAUCCUCAAGACACUGCUGAUCCAUGCCUUCUAUAGAUACCUUAAUUUCCUGCUCACCCUGUUGUUUUAUGGAUGUAUCAUCUCCAGCAUCUUGUGCCCACACUCAGCUGAAGGGAGGUUGAAGAUCUCAUCCAGCUGCUCCUCUCACCUCCUUAUGGUCUCAGUGUUCCACUCAUUUAUGUUCUGUCCCUACAUCAUCCCUGCCUCUAGACAUCUGAAGAGAAAUAAAAUGUCUGGAGGGCUGCAUUCAGCACUGAGCCCAACCUGA
This is a messenger RNA of Fukomys damarensis (Damara mole-rat), 852 nucleotides long. RefSeq names its product olfactory receptor 13A1. NCBI's taxonomy places the organism in Eukaryota, Metazoa, Chordata, Mammalia, Rodentia, Bathyergidae. Gene Ontology annotation, cellular component: membrane. Gene Ontology annotation, biological process: G protein-coupled receptor signaling pathway. The record is from RefSeq and is a predicted model, not a curated record. Gene Ontology annotation, molecular function: G protein-coupled receptor activity; olfactory receptor activity.